This is a messenger RNA of Acaulospora colombiana, 2140 nucleotides long. Lineage: Eukaryota; Fungi; Glomeromycota; Glomeromycetes; Diversisporales; Acaulosporaceae. The record is from the annotation of a GenBank genome assembly.
UUGCGCCGCCGAUGAUUCUGUGGCAGUGGAAGUGUACGGCGGGGGGUCUUGCACCCCUGAUAAUUCUGUGGCAGUGGAAGUGUAUGGCGGGGGGUCGUACACCAAACAACCAUCGUGGUGGAUAUGUACGGCGGGAUGGCCUAUGGUAAAAAGCUGCCGCCGUAAAGUUGCGCCGCCGAUGAUUCUGUGGCAGUGGAAGUGUACGGCGGGGGGUCAUCGUACCACCAAUGAUUCUGCAGUGGAAAUAUUCUACGGCGGUGGGGUCAUACGUGUACCCCAAACAACUAUUGUGGUAGACAUGUAUGGCGAGGUGGCCUACGCAUUGUACGGCGGUGGGGACGUACGCCAAACAACUAUCAUGGUGGGCAUGUACGGCGGGGUGAAAAGGCUGCCGGAACAGAAUUGGGCUGCUGAUAAUUCUGUGGCGGUGGAGGUAUACAGCGGUGAGGUAGUACGACAUACGGCGGAUAGCGAUCGUGGACUUACUCUCAUGGUUCUGGACCUAUAUAGUAAAAGCACGGUCAAUGAGGUGAUAUCAUUCCUGGUAGGGACGCACCUCACGGAUCUGUCCCCCAAGCCUGGCGCCAGAGUAAGGUUGGGUGAAAGGGAACUCGCGUUUGGGCGCAACUUGCCUUGUGACCUGUACGACCAAUCUUAUUCCUGCCUGAUUUCGAUGCGGCGAACCCAUAAAAAAGAAAAUUUGGCCAUAAAUCGUAGGUUGCCCCCCUUUGGAUCGAUGGGCGAUAUAACUCAUCUUCCACACAUCUCAACCAUGUCUAGCGAUGACCUUGAUGGACGUGUUCUCAUUCCACUUCUUGUGCCAAGCGAAGAACCCGAAACUAUCUCAGAGUGGGCCGCCAAUCUUCUCUCUUGCGUUGAAGACGAGGGAAACUACCCUGAAGACGAUGAAGAUAUUCUCGAUGCUGCUACUCCUUUCACCUUGUUCUCUAUUUUCCAAGAGUCGGCGUCCUCUUAUGCACUGGUGGUACAAGACGACUCAGCUAUUGAUGCGGCUGUAGUUUCUAUGUGGGGAAUGUUGGAGACGAUGGAGAAGGACGCAUGGGCAGAGCUUUUGGACGACCUUCGUAUUCAUUUCCAGGAGGUCUGUGCGUUCUCCCAUGCCCUGGCUACUUGCAACGACAAGAGGCGCUCAGCAGCUCUACUCAAUCAAAAGACGAUCUCAAUAGACAACUUCAAAUCCAAGCUCUUUGAUAAGCUCGAGCACUGCAAGAUUCCUAAGCGUGGUAAGAAGUUGGGACAAGGUACUCGGAAGCGGAAACUCGUUUCGUCCUUUAGUAAAAUUGCCUCGCCCUGCCUCCGAUGCAGUAUUGGUUCUGAUUCCUCCAAGGAAACUGCAAACAAGCUAGGCUCCAGCUUCUGUCAAGAUUUUGACACGAUUUGCAUAGCUAGCGACCCCGAGAGCGAUGAAGAGAUGGAAAUAAUACCACUCGAGCCCAAAAGUACGACCUCCCGUACCAAUCACUUCAAUUCGGUAUUUGAAUCCGAGUCUCCCGGCUCUUCUCAUGUCGAUAAGAGCUAUGAGUCUCAACGAUCCACCUAUGACUUACCAUCUUCCAACACAAAUGGAGACAUUACCUCGAAAGCGCAUAGUGCUGAAGCUCGAUCCACCGGUCACAAUAUCACCACCUCUACGACGAUUCCACCGCCUCCCUGGAGCGAAAUUGGUGCUUCUAAGCCAUCUCUCCCUGAAGUUCAGACUGUCAGCACCGAUCUUGCCAUGUCUGUGACAAAUCCUCCAUCUUCCUGGGGUGAAACCGGUGCUUCUAAAGCGACCAGCUCUGACACUCGGGCCGUCGGCACUGAUCCUGCCACCUCUGCGAUCAAUCCUACAUCUUGCUGGGGCCUACCAUUCGCUAACCCCAACUCUUUCUCGGUUUCCAACGGUAAUAUGCGUCCCGCUCUAGAAUGGAUGCAAGCGCCUAUCUUGAAUAGUACAAUAUCUCCUGUAUCCUCUUUUGGGACGAAUGCAUUUUUUCCCAGUAAUCUCACGAACCCUCAACCCCCUUCCAAUUUCCUUCUCAAUACGCCACAAGGGCGUGCAUUUGCCCAGUUCCUUGGUAUGCCCCAGACAUUCCCUGAUCCCUCAUUCUAUCCAUCCCAAAUUGGCAUGUCUACAUGA